AACUAAUUUAAAAAUAAAUUUUAGUGCCUAUUUCGCCAUUGCCAUUGAUUAACACGACCAAAACACGACGAUCGACGCACAGGUUACAAAAAUGAAAGUGAACAAAAUGACUAGUUUUUGUAAAUUUGUACACUUUGUGUGCAUGGUGAUUGUGCUAGGAUUUUUGGAUACGGCCAAUACACAGUAUCAACAUUAUUUGGAUAGUUCGAACUUCAAUGAGCUUUACAGGCAUACCGAUGAGCCUAUCAUAGAGGUGUUAAAGCUGGGUGAUAGCGAGUACAGCUUUAUGCAAUUGGAGACUCCAAUUCAUUUUUAUAGUGAAACAUACGAUCAUAUUUAUAUCAAUACAAAUGGCAUCUUAACAUUUAUCACUCAAUUUCCUGAAUACCUAAAUCAACCAUUCCCAUUGGAAUACCCAUCAAUUGCACCAUUUUUCUCCAACGUCGAUACAACCGGUGCAAAUGACUCAACCAUUAUCAGUCUUUUCAAGUCACAAAAUCCUGAGAAACUCCAAAAAGCAAAUGGUCUUAUUCGCAGUAUAUUUCCCGAUGAAUAUGAUUUUGAAGCAACAACAUUGUAUGUGGCUACAUGGGAGAAUGUUGGUUAUUAUGAUGGUAAAACUGAUAAGUUAAAUACUUUUCAGGCUGUUAUAAUUUGCAACUUGGACGAAACCUAUGUGCAAUUUAUCUACCCUAAGGGCGGCAUCAAUUGGUUGCAAGCCGAUACUGGAGAACUUGGUCUACCUGAUGUUCGAGCUCAAGCUGGUUUUAUUUCGGAAGAUGGAAGAUUCUUCAACAUUGAUGGAUCUGCAACUGAUAAUGCUAGGUACUUCAGUGAGAUGUCAAACAUUGGUAUCGAUGGAGUCUUCCUCUACCACGUAGGUCUCCUAGACUUCGAGUCAAACAUUUCCGACGCAGUUAGUCAGGAGACUAUUACAGAGCAUGCAGCUCCAAGAUCCUGUGCCGAAGGUCAUUUGGGAACUUGUCAUUCGUCAGCUUCAUGCAUCGACAAAUCAGAUGGAUUUUGUUGCAAGUGUCUCAAAGGUUACUACGGAAACGGUCAGUCAUGUAUCAAAAACACAGUCCCUAUUCGAGUGUCUGGAUCGCUAAGCGGAAAUAUUAACAAUCAACCUGUUGACACAUCUGCUAAGCUGCAAUCAUACAUUGUUAUGCAAGAUGGCCGCAGUUAUACCGCCAUUAAUCCCCUCAGUCACGAUUUGGGCGCCCAACUUAAGUUGGCUCUGCCAGUUGUAAGUUCGAUUGGAUGGCUCUUCGCAAAACCACUUUCCGCCGAAGGUUUGAAUGGCUACCAGUUGACCGGUGGCAGACUUGUUCAUAACUCUGAGCUGAUAUUCAAAUCUGGUGAAGUUCUGCAUGUAAAUCAAACAUUCGAAGGUUUGAACCAUUGGGAUCAACAAACAGUUAAGAUCGAUAUCAAUGGACAUGUUCCACAAAUUAGGUAUGAUGAGAAAAUUCAAAUUUCUGAUUAUAUCGACGAGCUAACCUUCACAUCGCGGAAUACAAUUUCGUCAACUGGAGAGCAUUAUAUUGAAAUUCCAUCACAGAACAAAGUGAUUGCUUUUGAGCUGAAUCAAAAGAUUUCAUUCGAAUCAUGCCAUUUGGAUCAUGAAACUGAUCCAACUGGAACAACAAUUCUUGAGAAAAUUUCCAAAAUCACCUUGGAUUACUUCCCACAAGAUCAGGCUCUUCGAACUGGAUUAUUGGCGAAGAUCGGUGUUGAUGUUGCUAUGAAUGCUUGUUCGGAUGGUUCAGCAAAUUGCGGGCAAAAUACUGUUUGUGUGCCGGAAGAGGACUCAUACAGCUGUGUUUGUAUGAAUGGCUUUGCUCCAGAUGUGAUCGAUGGAGAUCGAGAAAUUUGCGUUGAUAUUGAUGAAUGUCAGACAGGAUCGCAUAUUUGUGAUGACAAUGCUAGAUGUGAUAACACUCUUGGUGGUUAUAACUGCCUUUGUUAUGAAGGUUAUUAUGGAAACGGACAUGAAUGUAGUCCAAUUGGUGGAAAUUAUAUUGUUGAAUCAACAACAGGAAGUAGUGAAGAGGAUGCCAAUAUUAUCGAUCAAGAGAGAAGAGAAGAAACAUUGAGGAUACAAGAAGAGCAAAGGAGAGAAGAAGAAGCUAGACAAGCUGCUAGGGACGAACAAUGGAAAGAGAGUCAAUUGAAAAAAGAACAAGAGAGAAUUGAUGAGUAUAAUAGGCGAGAGGAAGAAGAAAGAAGAAUGGAAGAAUCAUGGCGUCAAGAGGAGAUUCGAAGAGAAGGUGAGAGGAAACAACAAGAAGCUGAGAGAAAUAAUGAGCGAAGAGAAUUUGAAGCUAGACAAGAAGAGGAGAGAAGAGCAGCUGAGAGAAUGGAAAAUGAGCGCAGGGAGGAAGAAGAGAAGAUGGAAUCGGAGAGAAGACAAAAUGAAGAAAGAGAACAAGAUAGGGCAGAUGAAGAGAAAUGGGGAUAUGGAAGGAGGGAAGAAGACAAGGAAGAAAAUGGAACAGAGCAGCCAGAACAAAGUUCAGAUUGUUAUCGUUGUUCAAAGGAUGCCAAUUGUGUAGAGGGCCAUUGCCAAUGCCGCGAAGGACACGAAGGAAAUGGUUUCACUUGCGAAUACAUUUGCAAUCCCGACGAAAGCUGGGAGGAUGGCAAAUGUGUUCCCUCCACAGUUGAACCAAAUUGCGGAUUUUUCGGUGAUUGUUCCUGUCCCGAAGGAUAUGAACUGGCUUCAGAUGAAAACAUUUGUCGGUCUAUUGGCUCUAAUGACCUCGGUAAUGAUAUAGUUACCUGUGAUGUUGAUGAUACAUGCCAUCAGAAUGCAACUUGCGAAUGGUCCGAACAAGAAAUGCGUCACAUUUGCAUUUGCAUUCAUGGUUUUGCCGGUGAUGGCUUCAAAUGCAGCCGAAUUGAUGAGUCAUGUACAACGAAUCCAAGUUUGUGUGGAAAUCAUGCUACCUGCGAAUAUAACGAAUCAAUUGGCAAAUCCGAAUGCAAGUGCGAACCACGAUACGAAGGUGAUGGAAUCCUAUGCAAACUCGCUCCCGAAUGUCGUUCCGAUGUGGAAUGCGGUCAGUCAGCGUAUUGUGAUAAGGGCGUCUGCCAAUGCAUCGAAGGAUACGAACGUGACUUGUCAGACUUUUGUGUACCGGCUGGCAUGUGCGGUGGAACUUAUUGCGCUGACAAUGCUAUGUGCAAAUGGGAUAACAAACAACAUGUUCAGUAUUGCGAGUGUAUGGAAGGAUAUAUGGGUGAUGGAGUUAGCAGUUGCAAGAGUAUACCAACAUCGUGUCGCGUAAGGAAUACAUGUGGGGUGCAUGCUACUUGCGAACCAUCUAGAACUGAUGCAAAUAUGUUUGAAUGUAUAUGCAAUCCUGGAUUCUAUGGCGAUGGAUAUCUUUGUAUUGAGGAGCAGAAUUGUCAGAAUACACCAUCAAUGUGCGAUCCAAAUGCUAGUUGUCAGUCGAUAAAUAGUGGUAUUGCUUGUGUUUGCAAUCCUGGAUAUCUCGGCAAUGGAACAAUAUGCCGAGAAAGGCCAACAUACGAUUCUGGAUUUUUAUUAAUAAGUCAAGGAGUUGUCAUCGUGCGUGUGCCAUUCAAUGGCAAACAAAGUCGACCCAUUUCAGUUGCUUCUAUGGCAAUUGGACUCGAUAAAGAUUGCAUCGAAGGACGUGUCUAUUGGGGUGAUAUAUCAGCGAAGAAAAUCAUCAGUGCUAAAUAUGAUGGCACAGAUACUCGUCCGUUUAUCACAGAAGAUAUCGAAUCACCAGAGGGCAUUGCAAUUGAUUCAGUAUCUCGACGUAUCUAUUGGGCCGACUCGGUUAAGGACACAAUUGAAGUGGCCAGCUUGGACGAUCCCAAGAUGAGAGCUGUAUUGGUGAAUAAAAAUUUGGUCAAUCCUCGAGGCAUUGCUGUUGAUCCAUAUAGAGAGAAACUUUAUUGGUCGGAUUGGAAUCGUGAAUCACCAAAAAUAGAAAUGUCUGAUUUGGAUGGAACUGGUCGUCAAAUUCUCGUCGAUAUGUCAAGGGUUGUCCUUCCAAAUUCAUUGGUAGUUCUUAAAAAUAGUGGAGAAUUGUGCUUUGCUGAUGCUGGUAGUCACAAAAUUGAGUGCAUUGACUCAUAUUCGAAGGAGAUUAGGACUGUUGUGUCGGAUUUGUCAUAUCCAUUUGGAUUAUCUGCCACCGAUAAUAGUUUCUAUUGGACUGAUUGGACAACAAAAAAACUUGAACGUGUCGACUUUGACGGUACCCGUCAUCAAGGUAUGCGCACUAGAGUCUUUGGAAGUCACAAAAUGUACGGCAUGACAGCUGUUGAAGACUAUUGCCCUCAAGGCUCAAGUCCAUGUCAAAUAAAUAAUGGUGGAUGUCCGUUGGAAAGGAUUUGUCUGGCAAAUCGAAACUCACCAUCUGGUAAAAGUUGUAAAUGCACAAAGAUGUCAAAGACCUGCGAUGUGCAAUUUUAUGAUGAAAACUUUCAGCAAUUUGUUUGAGGAGAAUAAAAUAGAAGAUUUUAUUUUUUAUUUAAAUAAAAAAGAUAAUUAAAAUUAAUGCUUUAAUAUUAAAACAAAAGAUAUUUUUAAAUAUUUAAUUGAAUAAUAUUUUAUUGCGUAUAUGACAAAAA
Molecule: messenger RNA, 4614 nt
Organism: Episyrphus balteatus (marmalade hoverfly)
Lineage: Eukaryota; Metazoa; Arthropoda; Insecta; Diptera; Syrphidae
Product: nidogen
Exons: 12
Coding region: 92-4483 (1463 amino acids)
Biological process (GO): cell-matrix adhesion
Molecular function (GO): calcium ion binding
Source: RefSeq, a predicted model, not a curated record